Messenger RNA from Penicillium lagena, 1611 nucleotides. RefSeq names its product Amidase. The record is from RefSeq and is a predicted model, not a curated record. Gene Ontology annotation, molecular function: catalytic activity. The coding region runs from base 1 to 1611 and encodes 536 amino acids. The transcript is spliced from 2 exons. NCBI's taxonomy places the organism in Eukaryota, Fungi, Ascomycota, Eurotiomycetes, Eurotiales, Aspergillaceae.
AUGGCUCCGACCCGGGAAGAGUUGCUCUCUCUGGCAAAGGGCCUGUCCUUUGAGAUCCCGGAGCAUGAGAUCCAGGACUAUGAGACGCUUCUUGCGCGCACGGAAAAGACAUUAGAAACCGUGGCCGCGAUGGACGGCAAGUGCUGCACAUUUCGUUUGGAACAUCAAUUCGCUAACGAUCAUGCAGACUACCAGCCAGAACCUGACCAGACUACCAGCCCUAGACAAAACAUCCAUUUUCCGCAAGCAGCGGAUAACCCGCUUGGAGCAUGGGCCUGGCGCUUCGAGCUAUCCUCUACGUCGCCAAAUUCGGACAUCUUGCAAGGCAAGACCUUGUGUCUGAAAGACAACAUCUGCGUCGCCGGUGUGCCGUGUUUACUUGGCACUGACACUUUCCGCGACUGGAUUCCGCGCACUGAUGCCACUGUGGCGACGCGCAUCAUCGAUGCUGGCGGCAUCAUCAUCGGCAAGGCCGUAUGCGAGAACCUGUCGCGUGGGGCUGUCAGCUCGAGUGCAGCAACAGGCCCGGUGCACAGCCCAUACGCGCGGGGGUAUUCGGUUGGGGGCAGCAGCUCGGGCACGGCGGCGUUAGUAGCGAGCGGUGGUGCGGACAUGGGCCUUGGGUGCGAUCAAGGGGGCAGUAUUCGCAUCCCGGCCGCCCUGACGGGGCUAUAUGGGUUCAAGCCAACGGCCGGGCUGGUGCCAUAUACGGGAAUCGCGAGCAACGAUGCGAGCUUGGAUUAUGUUGGGCCUAUAACCACCACAUGUCUAGACAAUGCGGUGUUGCUAGAGGCGAUUGCCGGCGCGGAUGGUCUAGAUGACCGCUCGGGGCCAGGAAUCCCAUUUCCCAAAAAUGUGCCACGUUACUCGCAUUUGAUUAGGCAAAAUGCAGCAGCCGGAAUUGAGGGGCUGAGGAUAGGUGUGUUGAAAGAAGGCCUGCCGGCUGAUAUCGACCCGAAUGUGGAGAGAAAGUUCAGAGAUGCGGUCAAAGUCUUCGAGAAGCUGGGAGCUAGCGUGCAGGAAGUCAGCGUCCCACUUCACGCUCAUGGCAGAGGGGUAUAUUCGGUUCUCAGCAAAAUGGGGAAUCAUAUGGGAAUGAUGGGACAGGCAACGGGCAGACGACAAGCGAUGCUGACAGAUCUAUAUGAGAAGAAAGGCCUUCCCUACACACCCGAAGUGGUGAGCAAGAUGAGCGUUAUGAGCAAAGAAGGCCUCCUCAGCGGCGAGUUCGCCUGGCAACGCUAUGCAACCGUGUACCCGAAGGCUGCGAACAUCAUGCGUAAGCUGAAAGAUCUAUAUGAUGACGUUCUCUCCUCGUUAGAUGUCAUAGUGAUGCCCACGACGUUGUCGCCCGCGAAUCGCCUCCCAGGUGUAGACGCAAAGCCGGUGGUCCAAAUGGAAGCGGCGAAAGGAAAGACGGAGAACACAUGUUCAUUCAAUGCUACAGGGCAUCCAGCAUUAGCAAUGCCAAUCGGGUUUGUGCCUGCAAAAGAAGAUGCGAGCAUCAAACUACCUGCUAGUAUGCAAAUUGUGGGCAGGUGGCACGAUGAGUUGACAGUCUUCCGAGCUGCGUAUGCGUGGGAGCAAACUAUCAACUGGAAAGAGUUUUAA